AUGGCUGUGCAGCGUAUGAUGGAGAACGCUCGGGGUGACGAGUGGCAGAGCUUGUACCAUGCCAUCAAGAGCGUGGAGCAGCAGAUUAUGAGCAGGGACGCCUCGACCGGCAAGGAGGACCCGCGGGAAGUAUUCAAGCAUAUCCAGAACCAUUUGAACAAGGAGUACCCAGGGAGUUCCUGA
This is a messenger RNA of Effrenium voratum, 183 nucleotides long. NCBI's taxonomy places the organism in Eukaryota, Dinophyceae, Suessiales, Symbiodiniaceae. The record is from the annotation of a GenBank genome assembly.